Clupea harengus (Atlantic herring) is the source of this 2572-nucleotide messenger RNA. Its product is annotated as UDP-N-acetylglucosamine transferase subunit ALG13. NCBI's taxonomy places the organism in Eukaryota, Metazoa, Chordata, Actinopteri, Clupeiformes, Clupeidae. The record is from RefSeq and is a predicted model, not a curated record. Gene Ontology annotation, biological process: dolichol-linked oligosaccharide biosynthetic process. Gene Ontology annotation, molecular function: hexosyltransferase activity.
GCCAUAUUGAUUUUUUUUUGUUAUUGUCGCUGGGUACACGCUGCUGUCAAGAGUUAUUCACAAGCAAAGUGUAGUAGUAUGAAUUCCUAACAGGUACUGCUUGUUUUGUUUAAUUCGUGCCAUGACGCGCGUGUUUGUAACAGUCGGAACAACAAAAUUUGAUGAACUGAUCGAGAAUGUGAUUUCCGAGGAAAACGUUAAGGUUUUAAUCGAUCGUGGUUACACAGAAUUAACCCUUCAAGUUGGUCAUGGUUCGCACCUCCCUAGUCCUGGAAGUUGUUCAGGACUGAAGAUGGAUGCUUUCCGUUUUAAAGAUUCUAUAUCGGACGACAUGAAACAAGCUGAUCUAGUUAUCAGUCACGCAGGGGCUGGAAGUUGUCUGGAAGCUCUCGGGGCUCAAAAGGCGCUCCUUGUCGUGGUUAACGACAAGCUGAUGGACAAUCACCAACUCGAGCUUGCCAGGCAGUUGCAUUCCAAUUCGCACCUUCUUUACUGCACCUGCAGCACUCUGACUGAAACAUUGAAGACCAUGGAUUUCUCCACACUCAUGCCUUUUUUACCUGGUCAGCCACAAAACUUCGCCAAAUUCCUGGACAAGGCACUUGGAAUUGCGUGAUCGAGGUGCAGACCUUAAUCAGCAAACUGAAUCAUUUUCAUUCCUGUGGGAUGGGAUGACUUGGCUUGAGACAGCUGAGUUACAGCCAACUAGUGACAAUAUGACAUGGACUGCUAUGGAAUGUCUAUGGUUAUAACUGGUUGGGAAAAACAUUGGUGGCCAUAUUUUGCUAAGAAUUACGGCAGUGAGGCUCUCUGUAACUCAUGCCAGGUUCAACUUUCUGCCACUGUCACAGAAUGAGCUGCAGCAAAAAAACGUGGUUAAAGAUUCACUUUUGGACUUGGGUGUUUAACUGAUUGUUCAUUUGUUCAUCCAUAUAAAGUUUGUCAAUCUUCGAUUCUAUCCUUGUUUCCGUUCCUGAGAAAGCCAUGAAGGGAUGCAAGGAGGAUGAGGGAAUCAUGGAUAAAAGUACAUGAGAAAGGAGACAUGCUUGCUCAUACGUAUAUAGCUUUUAGACAAUUACGGACUUAAAAAAUGGCAUAUUUAAAAGAGAGCCGUUCCAAUAAUUUUAAACAAACACAGGUAAUAAAUUAAAUUGGGUCCUUUACGUUUGUUGUUGAAAUGGUAGAUGUUAUUGGACUAGCAUACCCAUAAAAGCUGUUAGAAUUCACCAAGUGAUGGAUAAUUCCCCUUUAACCAACCCUAGUCACUUAACAUACUGUGAUAUUUUGCAGUUCACAUUACAAUGAAGAGGUCAUUAUUUCACUGUGCAAUGUUGCUUGAAAAUUAAAUUUGUAUUGAUUUGAAUUAUCAUUUAUUUUCAUCCAUUAAGUAUACAUUUUCACACCACAACUUAUUUUAAACUGUAGCUUAGUAAAUGUGAGGGAAGAGGAGGGCAAUAUAUAUAUAUAUAUAUAUAUAUAGCAAGGCAUACAUCAGACAGUCUAAUUAAAAAUACUUCCAUGUAGGAUUCUUCCAUGUAAGCUGCUCUGUUUCCUUGCUCAUAGGUCUUAUGUCCUCACUACCGUCUCCUCGAGUGCCUUUGAAGAAUUGAGACAUCCUUAAAGAUGUCUGACUUUGAGCGAUUUCCCCCGCAUGGAGCUGGAGGAAUGAGGCAUGAAGACGAUGAAGGCAUGAAAAGAUUAACGAGAAAACCAUCACUAAAUCUUAGAACCACAGGAGUGCAUCAAACUAGCAUACACACCAAUGACCUUGACAUGGCAGACAAAUCUCUCUUGAGUACAGGACUAUUUAAGGUCUAUUUAUAAAGUUUUUUUGGCUAUACAUACUUUAUGGCUCAUGCCCACACUCACAAACAUUUUGUAUUUGUAUCAGGCGUCAAGCUUUCCAUUUGCAGGGUAGCAACCUAGAGCUGUCCAGCUCCUUCCUGUGCGCUUCUUCGUUAGAAGGGGUUAUUAUAGUUAGGGAAGACUAAGACUGCUUGAUGUUUGCGUACACCAUUAAGUGUUUGGCAGAACAUCGCCUCCAACUAUCAGAGACCCCAUUGGUGUGGCUCGAGAAGCCCCCUAUAGCCUCAACUUAACUCUGUCAGGUUUCGAGUGAGUGCAACACUUUGGUUUGGGUUAAAAUCAUGUCUUUGGAAUAGGAUGGAGGAGAAAUGGGAGGCAAACGUUAACUAACUUUGGAAACUUUUCAUGAUAAAUGGUAUAUAUCUUGACAUGUGUCCGGACAGACAUCCCUUGUUGCAAUGUUAAAAGGCAUGGAAGAGAAAAUAUAGUGUCCUGUCAUUUCCUUGGGCUAGACUGCGUGUCACUUUUCAUCUUCCAUCUACCUCCAAAAUGAAAUGACAAAUGUGUCCUAUCCUCUCUGUGUAUCGGUUUGACGUCAUGGCAAGUGAAUUCCGCACUCUGCAAGUGAUACAUAAUGCUACAGGAAGUUGAGUUAAGAGGAAGCUGUCGAGAGUUUCAAGAAGUCAGAGAGACAGAGAGAUACAUUCGUUCAACACGCUAUGGAUGUUUAUAGUAGAAUAAAAAAAAAAUGAUUCCCAGCAAAUCA